GUGAUACUGAUUCAUCUUAUUGGGCAAUCGCUGGCGACCCAAAUCUUCCUAACACUCAAGCAUUUCAAGCAAUUGUUACCGAUAAACAAUUUUAUGAUAAAAACAUUUUCAAAUUCGCACCUUUUGAUUUCUUUUGUUUUGAUGAGAAAUUUAAACCUAAAUUAA
Messenger RNA from Trichomonas vaginalis G3, 165 nucleotides. RefSeq lists its product as uncharacterized. The transcript has a single exon. NCBI's taxonomy places the organism in Eukaryota, Parabasalia, Trichomonadida, Trichomonadidae. The annotation marks the transcript as partial. The record is from RefSeq and is a predicted model, not a curated record.